ACGCCGCUAGAAUGGAAGAUUCAAAGACAGACAGUCAGGGUAUCCCUGAAAAGGUUGAAGCGUUAGAAACCCAGCCGGCCAAAGAUGCCCUCCCCCCGUCACCGCCACCCACAGACGGUAGCAUAUCGGAUCUGGACGACGAGAAGAUCGAAAUACCACUUCCACCGCCGACCGCGGCCCCUACCCAGGUGCUAGACCUCGAUCUCAAGACCCCCGACAGCCAUGUACCGCGUGACCCCCGACUGAUCAGACUCACUGGAGUUCAUCCGUUCAACGUCGAAGCACCACUCACAGAACUCUUCAACGAAGGGUUCCUGACGAGUCCAGAGCUGUUUUAUGUCAGAAACCAUGGUGCGGUGCCUCAGGUUAAGGACGAAGACAUCAUCGACUGGCAAUUCACCGUCGAAGGAUUGGUGGACGAACCGAUGACCAUAUCGCUGAAGCAGCUGAUGACCGAAUACCAGCAAGUGACAUACCCCAUCACAUUGGUGUGCGCGGGCAACCGGAGGAAAGAGCAGAACAUGGUCCGAAAAAGCAAAGGGUUCUCGUGGGGCGCUGCUGGGCUCUCGACGGCGCUCUUCACCGGCGUCGUCAUGUCCGAGGUCAUCAGAAGGGCCAAGCCUAAGCGGAAGGCCAAGUAUGUCUGUAUGGAAGGCGCCGACAAGCUCCCCAAUGGCUUCUACGGCACAUCCGUCAAGUUGAACUGGGCCAUGGACCCCAAUCGCGGCUUCAUGCUCGCCUACAAAAUGAACGGCGAGACGCUCCGGCCGGACCACGGCAAGCCCCUGCGCGCGGUGAUCCCCGGCCAGAUUGGGGGUCGGUCCGUCAAAUGGCUGAAGAAGCUGAUCGUCACCGAUGCACCCAGCGACAACUGGUAUCACAUCUACGACAACCGGGUCCUGCCGACCAUGGUCUCUCCGGAGGAGUCGGCAAGCAACCCCAAAUGGUGGACGGAUGAUAGAUAUGCCAUAUACGACCUUAGCCCCAACUCUGCCAUCUGCUACCCACGGCACGAGGAGCAGCUCUGUCUGAAUGGGGCGCCUCGCACCUACCGAGCCAGAGGAUACGCCUACAGUGGAGGUGGGCGGCGCAUCACCCGGGUCGAGAUCUCGCUGGACAAGGGCAAAACGUGGCGGCUCGCGGAGAUCGACUACGCUGAGGAUCGAUACCGACAGGUGGAGAAAGAUCUUUUUGGUGGCCGGCUUGACAUGUCGUGGCGCGAAACAUGCUUCUGCUGGUGCUUCUGGUCGAUCAAUCUGCCCACGGAAGAUCUCGCCAGAGCCAAAGACAUCUUCGUGCGGGCAAUGGACGAGAGCAUGAAUGUUCAGCCGCGCGACAUGUACUGGUCUGUGCUUGGUAUGAUGAACAAUCCCUGGUUCCGCGUGACAAUCACCUUGGAAGGCGACUACCUUCGCUUCGAACACCCAACCCGGCCUGCACUUAUGCCUGGUGGCUGGAUGGAGAGGGUCAAGAAGGCUGGUGGGAACCUGGCCAACGGCUUUUGGGGAGAGAGACUCGAGGGCGAAGACCCAGUGGCCCCGGCCGAAGAACAGGCCAAGGAAAUCUCCAUGGUCAAGGAAGGCCUCAAGAACCCUAUCACCAUCGACGAGCUGCGGAAACACGACACCGAACAGCAGCCGUGGUUCGUGGUCAAGGGCGAAGUAUACGACGGCACGGCAUUCCUGAAGGAGCACCCCGGCGGCGCGCAGAGCAUUAUUUCGGCGGCGGGCCUUGACAGCACCGAGGAAUUCCUGGCAAUCCACAGUGAGACCGCCAAGGCGAUGAUGCCCAAGUAUCACGUCGGCUCUCUCGACGAGGCUGCCAAAACUGCCUUGGCGGCGGGCGAGACGGAGGUCGACCAGUCGGGCAAACCUCCCGAGACCUUCCUCAAUCCCAAAGCAUGGAAGAAGGCCAUCCUCCACGGUAAGCGGAUCGUGUCGUGGGACACGCGCAUCUUUACCUACAAGUUGGAACACCCGGAGCAACGCCUCGGCUUACCCGUUGGACAACAUCUGAUGGUGAGGCUCCGGGAUCCCGCCACCCGCGAGGCCAUCAUCCGUAGUUAUACUCCCAUCUCGGAGAUCAACGACCAGGGCUUCAUGGAGAUGCUCGUCAAAGUGUACUUCGCCGAUGCGGGCAACAAGGGAGGCAAGAUGUCCCAGGCGAUGGACGCCCUGCCCAUUGGGCACUUCAUCGAGAUGAAGGGGCCGAUCGGCAAGUUCGAGUACGUUGGACACGGCAAGUGUCUCGUGUCCGGGCAGGAGAGAAUCGUCAAGUCGUUCAUCAUGAUUUGUGGAGGAAGUGGAAUCACGCCCAUCUACCAGGUCUUUCGUGCCGUGGUCCGGGACCCCAGUGACAAGACGCAAUGCAUCAUCUUUGAUGGGAAUCGGUUGUUCGAGGACAUCCUGUGCAAAGAAGAGCUCGACGCCCUCCUGGCGGGGAAUGAGCACAGAUGUAGAGUCCUGCACACCCUGACCAAAGCGCCCGAAGACUGGACUGGCCUCAGAGGCCGCAUCACCGGCCAAUUGGUCCAAGACCACUCCACGAGGACGGACGAUACGCUGAUCCUCAUCUGCGGUCCAGAGGCGAUGGAAAAGACCAUGCAUAAAGCGCUGCUGGAGCAGGGAUGGGGCGAUGACCAGCUGAUGUUCUUCUGA
This is a messenger RNA of Cladophialophora immunda, 2657 nucleotides long. RefSeq lists its product as uncharacterized. NCBI's taxonomy places the organism in Eukaryota, Fungi, Ascomycota, Eurotiomycetes, Chaetothyriales, Herpotrichiellaceae. Gene Ontology annotation, biological process: nitrate assimilation; nitric oxide biosynthetic process. The record is from RefSeq and is a predicted model, not a curated record. The transcript has a single exon. Bases 12 to 2657 code for a protein of 881 amino acids. Gene Ontology annotation, molecular function: nitrate reductase (NADPH) activity; molybdenum ion binding; heme binding.